UUGGGCGGUUGUCUGGAAGGCCAGAAAAUGGAAUCGGCAGAAUGGGUAAACCUUAUGAAGACGCCAGAGGAGCGGCCGGCGGCCAGGUCUCGUCGCCUUGCCAACGGCACCUCCUCCCAGGACGCGGCCCGCGCGCUGCGGGUCCUCGAAAACACCCCGCAGGGAAAGGUGGGCGUUAAAAAGAGUAAGACCACGGAGGUCGAAGCUCUACGCGGGCAGGUGACGUCUCUGGUGAAGGAGAAGAGAGACCUGUCCCUCAGGGCUGCGGAGGGCGAGAGGCUGCUGAGCGGCGCAAAACAGGAGCUGCAGACUGCGCUGAAGACCAACUCCAAGACCAAGACAGAUAUGGAGGACCAGAGAAGAGUCAUUCACAGACUUUCUGCCGACAAUGCAAGACUCAUUAGACAGGUGGAAUCGCAAUGGAAACAGUCACCCGAGCUCAAAACUCCGCCCUCCUCUACUUCGACUCCGCUGAUUUCAAACCACACCCACCCAAACAACAUCCUCGUCAAAGAUCUGGAGCGUUUGUCUCAGCGAGCCACGGAGCUGAGCCAGUCUCUCUCCAGCACGCAGCAGGCCCGGACGACCUUGGAGAGGGAGCUGCUGGCUCUGAAGAGAUCCCAGCUGGACCUCCAGAGCACUCGCUCACACCUCGAGGAGGAACUGGCCAAGUCAGAGGAAGAGAGAGCGGCUCUGUACCAGCGGCUGGCCGAGAGCGAGGAGGGAGGGAGACGUCGAUCAGAGCAGAUGCAGCUGUCAAUGGAGGCAGCUCUCAACGACAAGACCGCCAAGCUGGAGGAGUUGUUGUCACUGAGUGAGAGGCUGCAGAGAGCUCUCAGCUCCCUCUCGAGGGAGAAGGCCAGUUUGGAGUCUUGUCUGAGGGACGAGGUCGCCAGCAACCAGGCACUCACCACCGAGAGAGAUGGUCUGAAGGCACAGUUGGCUGAACUUGGAACAAGUCUGGAGCAGACGAGAGGAGAGCUGGCUCGCAUGCAGGACCACCAGCUAGCGGAGGUGACAGAAAUGAAGACAAUUCUGGAGAGGGAGAUGAUGUCUCUGCAGAAGGAGAGAGAAGACCUCAGCCAUGAGGUGGAGGGAGGGAGAGAGGAGAGGGAGAACUUGAGGAGGGAGCUGCUGGCCACGAGGGCUGAGCUGAGCAGAGCUGACAAUGAGGUUGAGAGGUUGUCAGAGGAGGCGGGUAGGCUGCAGUCCACUCUGGAGGAGGCUGAGAAAGAGAGAGCUGCUGAGUUGAGUGAGAUGACGGCCAGACAGGCCCGGCUCUCCGCUCACUGUCAGGGUCUGGAGAGAGAGAGGGAGGAGAGAGAUGACCAGACCGGGGAACUGAUGGAGCAACUGACCAAUCAGCUGGCAGAGAGUGGUGUCCACGGCGACCAGCUAGAGGCGGAGGCCCAGCAGUUGCGUCAACUGUUGGACACGAGGUCACAUGACUUACAGUCAAAGUCACGUGACCUAGACUCCGCCCAAUCACAGCUACAUCUCUCAAAGAUGGCCCAGGCAAAACUUGAGCAACAGGUUUCUGAUUUGGAUGCUAAAGUUUUAGCGCUGAACGAGCAGAUAAGAGCUCGAACUGAACUGACCAAUGAGAUGAGAGCUCUUCUCGAGCAGCGAGCCAAUCAGAUUCAAGAGCUUGAGACGAUUGUCUCACAACAGAGGGAGGAGCUGAUGUCUGUCAGUAGCCACACCCACCUGUCAGCUAGCCACACCCACUUCCUCUAUGGUGACUCCGCCCAUAUUACACAAGCCACACCCAUACAAUCUCCCUAUAGUUCUCGUCCAAUUUCCCCCGAGCCACACCCCUCGACCACGCCCACCACUAACGAGGUGUCUCGUCUCAGAAAGCAGCUGGCGGAGAGUCGAAGUCGUGUCCUGCAACUGGAGUCGUCCUGUGAGGAAAUCAGGACACAAUCGGCCAAAUACCUUGGAUCCCUGCAAGCACUCACUGCGAUACGAGACAGACUGACUGAAGAGAGUAAGUCACUCUCGGAGGGAAAAAGACGAGCCGAAGAGGGUCAAAGGUCGGCCGAGGAGGGGAGUCGGAGAGCCGAAGAGGGUCGGAGGGUGUUGUCACGGCAACUGUCAUCGUUACAGGGCGUUGUUACUGGGCUGAGGUCGCAGGUCGCAGAGUUGAAGGGAGAGAAAGAGGAGGCAAUGUCCCAGAUCUCGGAGUUGCAGGAGGCGUUUGCAGAGAGAGAGGCUGAGCUGGCCGAGGAGCUGGUUGCCAUGGAGGAUCAGAGCAUCGCCGCCAGCGAGACGGGAGAGGUGGAGAGAGACUAUCUCCAAUUAGAGCUCGCCAAGUCCCGGGCCAAGAACACGGAACUGGAGCAGAGCCUUCUCAGCCUUCAGAAAGUAAUGGAGAGAGAAAGAGAUGAGUUGCAAAGUGAGGUGGAAAAAUGCUCGUCUGACCUUUGCACCCUGAGAAGAGGCGACACCCAGGUCCGGGAAGAGUGCCAGCUGACGGCGGCCGUAAAUGCCAAACAGACCAAUCAGAUUGCAGAGAGAGAGGGGCAUGUCUCGGACCUGCUCGGCGAAGUGGAGGUGCUGCGUGCGAGGAAAGUCGUCAUGAUGAAAUGGCUCUGUGACACCGAGGGGGAAAAAGGUCUGAGACUGGAACUGGAAUCGGUCCGUGAGGAGUUACGAAACUCUCUAGAGGCCCAUGGUGCAGAGAUACUGUCGCUGACCCAGCAGCUAGUGGCCGAGAGGGAGAGAAGGGAGGAGGGGAGGGAGAGAAGGGAGGGUGAGGGAAGAUCACUAGUGGAGAGGAGAAAUCAACAAGUAUCCAGCGGACGCAGAGCUGAGCGGCUGAGGUCUCGACUCAGGAGUCAAGUAGAGCAGAGCAACUAUCUCAGAGUUAAACUAGGCUACACUCUGAAGGAGUUGCAGCUGUACAAGGAUCUGAAGUGUCAGCUAGACAGCCAGCUGUCGCAGCAAGCCUCAGAAAUGGCCUCCCUCCAGGAACACUACUCAGACUGCCUCAGGCAACUACAACAGGUGGAGAGACUCGGUUUCCAGGCAACCGUCUCCCCUAGCAACUCACUGGUCGCCACGGAUACAAGUCACCUACACCUAGUCUAAAUCUCAUUCUCCACUAAUCUCAUUUUAAACUUUGUCUCAUCGUCAUGAUGAUGUCAUUAUCAGCUCAUCCUUUCCUGCCUUUGACUCUCUUCCUAAUAUUGGUGUACAUGUUUAUUGCAAUGUUUCACAUGUUACUAAUUUUAGACUAAAUUAUUGUUGACAUCAUUUUUGACCUGUCAUUCAUGUUGUUUUUGUACAGUUGUCAUAAUAUUAAUGGUUCAGCCAUUAAACGAGGGAGGGUUUCUGCAGAAAUAGUCAAAGAUUCUACGUAACAUGGUGGAGACAGCCAAGGGUCUAUAAGAGGGUGCGAUUAUAGUGGAGAUGAGUGAAUCAGAGAAUGAAGAAUUGUUAGUGAAUCGCAGAUUGUUUUUCAGCUGCUCGUCAGCCAACUUUUGCUUUCUUCGCAUCUUCAGGAGCUCCAGGGGCAGGGGACGAGGCUGGUCGCUUGGCAACAGCAGCAGCUGCCUUGUCAGCAGGUUUUGGGUCUUGUAGCCACCUGACCUGGGUGGCCGGUCCGUAGCUGGAGGAAGAGAGACAAGAGAUGGAGAUUUACACGCACACCUUCAAAAUAAGAGAUGUAGCUUAGAGGCAUCGGAAGUGUCCUUAGUCAGACGUUUUCCUAAAUGAGAAGUAUUACUAAAUUUAGUAGAAACACGUGUCCUUCAUUUGGAGAUUCCACUAGAUUCCA
Geodia barretti is the source of this 3781-nucleotide messenger RNA. The record is from the annotation of a GenBank genome assembly. Lineage: Eukaryota; Metazoa; Porifera; Demospongiae; Tetractinellida; Geodiidae.